UGUCCCUGAACGCACCACUGUUCCAGAGUACUCGUACAGCGGUGAGUGACAGUCCUGCUCCACGGUAGCUGCUCCGCUCCUCUCCUCAUUACAGCAACAAGACCGGAGCCGAGCAGGGCAGCAGGGGUGUGUGGACAGACAGACAGACAGACUGAGAGAGAGACAGACAGGCUGCAGCAGGACGGGCUCUGUGCUGUGUGAUGUGCAGUAAAUGGGAUUAAACCGCUCAGACAGCGCUUGGAAACACUCGCAGCAGUAGUAGUAGUAGUAGUGGAGAGUAGGGGGAGCUCCGCGCCGAGCUGCGCCGCAUGUGCUCGCCCGUGUGGAAAACUUGCACCGGCCCGUCCGUCGGAGACCAGAACAACCCAAAAGAAGAGGAAAACUAAACAUAGCUGCAGCCGUGAACAAACCCCGGUUCAGGUUCAAGCACCGGGACUCGCUGAGGAGCAGCAACCCACGCCGACCCCUGCCUCCCCUCUCACAUGCCUGCGUUGAUGUGGGAGAGAGGGAGGGGAGCGGAGCCGGGGGAUGUUUGAAUUUCUCUAAACUUGCACAAAUACAAGAAAAAAUAGUUUGUCUGUUUUGGGAAUAAAGGAGAUGUCGGGUGUCAUGGAGAGCCAAGCGGGCGACCUCCAGAGCUGCGAGGACGUGCGGAAGAGCGGCUACCUCCGCAAGCAGAAGUCCAUGCACCGGCGGUACUUCGUGCUCCGCGCCGCCUCGGAGCGCGGCCCGGCCCGCCUGGAGUACUACGAGAGCGAGAAGAAAUUCCGCGGCAAGGCCCCCGUCCCGAAGAAAGCGGUGGCGCUGGAGACAUGCUUCAACAUCAACAAGCGGGCCGACUCCAAGAACAAGCACAUGAUCGUGCUCUACACCCGGGCCGAGAGUUUCGCCAUCGCCGCGGAGAACGAGGCGGACCAGGACGAGUGGUACCAGGCUAUGGUGGACCUGCAGUGCAAAAGUAAGAACCCCACCGACAGCGGGGAAGGUGGGGACUACGGCGUGCCCAAUCCCGGACCUGCAUUCAAAGAGGUGUGGCAGGUAAAGGUAUGGCCCAAAGGCCUUGGUCAAGCCAAGAACUUGGUGGGCAUCUACCGCCUUUGCCUGACCGACAAGACGGUCAACUUUGUCAAGCUCAACUCUGAUGCCGCCGCUGUGGUGCUGCAGCUGAUGAACGUCAGACGCUGUGGCCAUUCAGAGAACUUCUUCUUCGUCGAGGUGGGGCGUUCUGCUGUGACAGGCCCGGGCGAGUUCUGGAUGCAGGUGGAUGACUCGGUGGUGGCGCAGAACAUGCAUGAAACGUUGCUAGAGGCCAUGAAAGCUUUGAGCGAGGAGUUCCGCCAGCGCAGCAAGUCUCAGUCAAACUCCGGCCCUGGAGGAGGUGCUACUGCUUCAAACCCCAUCAGUGUUCCCUCACGCCGCCAUCACCCCAACCCUCCUCCCAGCCAGGUGGGCUUCACCCGCCGGCCCCGAACUGAGCCUCCUGGAGGAGCUAACGGUGGAGCAGGGGUCAGCAGCGCCAAUGCUUCUCCCACCCCCCGGCACAGCUUCCCAAGGUCUCGCACUGCCAGCGAUGGGGGGAAAGGGGAGGAUGGGGUCGCAGGGACAACUCCGCUCCAAGGGCCGUGCUCCAGCCCCUCCACCAACGGCUCCUGCUCUACCACCCCAAUCCUCAGGUCUAAAUCUGCCCGAUCGGCCCCCACAACCGCUGCUAAAACUCCUCUUGGGUUGAUGCGCUCCAUCUCCACCCCUGCGCCCUCCCCAGCCCCGAGCCUCUCCUCCAGCUCUGGGCAUGGCUCUGAGUUUGGAGGCGUGACAUCUGCUAGUGCUGGUCCAGGGUCUGGAGCUUACAGCCGUGUCCCCUCUCAUCGCGCCUCUGUAUCGGGCUCACCCAGUGACUAUGGCUCCUCUGAUGAGUAUGGCUCUAGUCCUGGGGAUCACACGCUGCUCCCCUCGCCGAGCCUCCCCGGAAGCUCUGUUGGUAGCACCGGCAGCCAGUCGCUCAGCGAGGAGGGAGCCAACUACAUCCUGAUGGGCCAACGUGGCGGUGGUGGUGGAGGUGGCGGUGGUAGCAGCAGCAACCAAGGGAGCUUGACAACCGGCUCCCUGCCAGCGCCGGGAACACCAUCCUGUGGCUCCCAGCCUCAAACCAGGAGAGUGCUGCGCCGUUCCUCCAGCCGCGAAUGUGAAGCUGAGCGUAGGCUACUCAGCAAGCGGGCUUCAUUACCUCCGAUGGCCCUGGAGCGGCUGGCCCCACAUCAGCGCAGAGCUGAGGAGCCAGCAGAUGAAGAUUCAGCUGAUUACGCCAUCAUGUCCAGGAGUACCAGUCGCGAGUCGUUCGCUUCCACCUCCUCUUCCACACAGAGAGAAUCUGUCAUGAGUGCUGGGUCAGCAGGGGGGGGAGGAGGAGGAGGAGGGUACUUAGAUGUGGCGGGUGAGUUUAAAAGUGAAGGAGGUGGAGGAACAAGCGGUAGUGUAGAUAUAGGUGUGGACAAUGGGUACAUGUCCAUGCUGCCUGGCGUCACUCAGCCUCCAGUGUCCCUAUCCCAGUCAUUGGCUGUCUCCGUCCCAGACUCAGACUCCAAACCUGCUGACGACUACAUGGCCAUGACCCCUAACAACAGCGUGUCCCCGCCACAGCAGAUCCACCCUCCGCCAGUGUCUGAUGGCUACAUGAUAAUGUCACCCAACAGCAGCUGCUCCCCCGACCAGCGUGGAGGUCUCUCUGGAGGGGCGUGGGUGGGCAGCGGCAGUGCAGACAGCAGAGCGGGCAGUGACUACAUGAACAUGUCUCCAAUCAGUGCACGUUCUGUGAACGGCAGCCCCCCACCUCCUGAGCACGCUGGUCACUUGGAGACUUCUCAACAGCAAGCGCCCAAAAUGGUGUACUCUUACUAUUCCCUUCCCCGUUCUUACAAACAUAACCCCUCUGCAGGACACUUUGAUGAUGGACCUGGACGAGGCAGAAGGCCCAAUGGGAGUUGCAGUAGGGGAAUGGGUGGAGGUCGGAUAAUGGGAGGGCGUCAGGAGCAAACAGCAACUGGGAGUUCAGCAGUCGGGCGCCACCUGUCACUCUCCUCUUCCUCAUACUCGUCCAGCUCAGCCAGCAGUGAGAGCCUCGGGGAGAGUGAGGACCGAGCUACCCAGGCGGUGAGCACCACGGCCGGGGGAGCUCCGUCCAAAGAUGGGAGCAAGCUCCAGCAGAGACGGGGCUCUGGUGGAUUGUCCAAGCAGGGGAGUAGGAACAGACCAGUGAGCCUGUUUGUUGACGUAUCCAAGGCUAACACCCUUCCCCGGGUCCGUGAGAACCCCCUGCCCCCAGAACCUAAGAGCCCAGGGGAGUAUGUAAGCAUUGAGUUUAAGGGGGAGAAGAGCAGCCAGGCUGGGGUUGGAGGAGGGCGCGGCAGGGGUCUCAGGCAUGGCUUAUCACUGCCUCAUGGCUCAAGCAGCAAGCAUCCUCAACACAGGCCAACUUCUUGCUUAGGGAACUUUAUCCCCCUGUCCCGGAGCCCCUCUGCCCCCAUCACUCCCCCAGCUGCCUCUGAGUAUGUCAACAUGGACUUGGGCCCUUCUCCGUCCCCCUCACCCCUCUCCCUUACUCCACUAGUUUUCCCCUCUUUCCACACCCCUCCCACGCCACCGACUCUUGCUCACGUCCCCAAAACCUGCGAUGAAGGUACGACUAGCCCUCGUGAAGAGGGGGCUGAAGUGGCGGAGGCCCCGCUUAGGAAAAGCAGAGAAAGUGUCCCAUCUGUGUCCGAGUCCCCAACAUCCUGCGGAGACUACACGGAGAUGGCCUUCAGCUUGAAUAGCAACACCGUCCCCAGGUCGUCAUCCAGCGUCUCCCCAAAAGCCCCUUCCCCCACCAGGACUGAUCCCUCCGUUCCAGUGCUGUCACGCGGUCUAGAAUUCCCCCUCACCAAACCCGGACCCAACCCCGACCAUGGGGCUAAGGUUAUCCGCGCCGACCCCCAAGGACGCAGACGGCACUGCUCUGAAACCUUCCUCGCCUCGCCUUCCCUCCCCACUUCUACCUCUACCUCUACCUCCUCUUCCUCCACCGCCUCCCUCUUUCCAGAGCACGCCCAAGCUGUGGCCCGCCGACUGGGCUUUGAUAACAUGCUGCGGGGGAACGGCGCCAUGAGUGAUACGCCCACUCAGUUUGCCCUCCCUGGACAGCAGCCCCUUCCCACAAACACUCAGACUUCGUCCACAGAGCAAGGCCUUAACUACAUAGACUUGGACUUGGCCAACAAAGAGGGCCCCCAUUUGGGUCUGGACGGACCCUCAGGUAGCCAGGCCCCUUCUCGCCUCUUCUGUGUACUUGGUGGAGGAUCUGGGGUCGGGGGAGUGAACGCGCCAGUCGGCAGCAGCAGCAGCAACUCCAGCCUCAACACUUACGCCAGCAUCGACUUCUACAAGUCAGAGGAGCUGCGGACGCAUCAGAAUGGAAACAAGGAGGGAACAGAGUGCUGAUGUCAGUGCGUCGUCCUUUGGGAAACAAUCUGGUGCCGCUCGGAGAGCUUCAAAGCUCCGCCUGUUCCUUUCUUGACAGCCAAUCACACGGAGAGAGCGGCAGGAUCGGACACGCUCCUGAAGCACGUUGACAGACUGAUGGAAAACUUUUUCUUUUUUUCUUCGCUUUCAUCUUGUUGGUUGUGGAAACCAACGGGGAUGUGUGCCAAAUGACAUUCUUGAAAAGCUGCUCUCAUUCCUUGAGUGAAAGCCAAUCAGAGAAGGGUACAAAAAAAAAUGGAGAUCAGUGUUUUAGGUUUUUUUUUUCCAAGAGAGAAAUUCUAAUCAUUAAGAGUAUAAUGGUGGCUAUUUAGUGUAUGAAAAAGAAAAUGAAUAGAGUUAUAUAUCUGCUCAAAAAGUGCCUCGUUUUCAGAUUGUAGCCAUUUUACAAAGAACUUCAACUAACUGAAGCUUUGGGGUUUUUUUUGUGCUUGAUUUGAUGUAGUUACAAAAUAAUGCAGCAGAAGAUAUAGAUAGAUAAAAGGAGGGUAAGCACUGGUGUGAGCUUUUGCUGCGUUCAUGUCAUAUAGGAUGAUUCCAGUGUUUACAGUGUGCAAGAAACACUUAAACAUGAUCACAGAGUUGGUAGUGCGAGGGUUAAAAAUACUGUGCAUGGUCAGUGAGCACUAUAGGUAUGUCCAAAAUCAACAGCACAGUCACCAGAAUAAAAUGUUGGCAUUCUACAUUUCUGCAAACCACAAAUACAACACAUCUGCAUGUUUGAAAGGUAUAUCAGCGUUACUAAAGUGACGUAGCAUAUGAGCUGUCUUUGUCAUGGGGAGGUGGAGGGGAUGAUGGAUGGCAUGUCACUUAGGCAGUAUUGCUGCCAAGCUGCAGGCCAGUGUUGGACACCAAUAACUGGUUGUUGUGUAGAUGCCGGUGGCUGCUUUUUCGGCAGCUUUUGUGCCGUUGAACGUGGGUGUUUCUGAGCAACUCUCCCGCAGCUUUUGUGCUUCUGAACAUGAGUGAUUUUCAGUGACGUGUUGCCACUUUUCCAGCAGCUCUUAGGCCCCUAGCUUUGGAAUUGGGAGGUGGAGGGGAUGGUGGAUGGCACAACACCUUGGCAAGAUGGCUGCCAAGCUGCGGAUAACUGCUGGAGACCAAUAAACAACAGAACUGGUUGUUGUUGAGCGACAGGUGGCAGCUUUUGUGAUGUUGAAUGUGGGUGUUUUUAAGCACCCUGUUGCCACUUUUCCAGCAGAUCUUUUUGCACCUAAACAGGAAUGUUUUUUAGCAACCCAUCACCAGAAGGAAGGGAUUUUUAGCAACCUGUCACCGCUUUUCUAGCAGCUUUUAAUCCACCAAACUCAGGUGUUGCUAGGGAGCCAUCGCCCCUUUCCAGUUGCCAGUUUACUUUUUCAGCAGCGUUUGUGAUGUUGAACGUGGGUGUCUUCAAGCAGAUUUUUUACCACCAAAUGCGAGUGUUAAUUAGCAACCCAUCACUGCUUUUCCAGGAGCUUUUGUCCUCCGAAAGUGUUUUAUAGCAACCUGUCACCGCUUUUUUAGCAGCUUUCAUGCCACUGAACUUGGGUGCUGAUCAGGGAGCCAGCGCCCCUUUCCAGCAGCUUUUGUGCCGCCAAGUACGGGUGUUUUUAGCGACCUGUCGGCGUUUCUCCAGCAGCCUUUGUACAAUCAAACAUGAGUGUUUUUAGCAACCCGUAGCAGCUUUUCCAGCGGCUCUUGUACUGCUGAAUGUGGGUACUUUUUAGCAACCCGUAUCCUUUUUUAUCAGCGGCUUUUGUGCUACUGGUUUUGUUGUUUGUUGGUCUCAAACAGUUGUUUUACAGGUGUUUUACCCAGGUGUCACGCCAUCCACCAUCCACCUCACGAUGACGUCAGCUCAUAAACAGCAUCACUUUAGAAACAUUUCCUUCUGGCUACUGGGCCGGAUUUUGACAUGAACAAUAUUUAUGAAUUGAAACUGGAAAUCACAAUAAAUCCAAUAUGACAUGAUUGCAGCAUCUCUGCUAACAUUAAUCAUGAUGGUACUAGCCAAUCUGCUGGCCUUUCUGUCUACUGUGAGAAAUAUUAGCAUAGCCUGUGUUAGCAUUCGGCUCAUUUUAGCUCGCGCUGCUUUUACUCUGUCUUCUUCUCUCUCUGUUACCGUUUUUAACAAAGCCAUACACCUAAAGUAUUAAACACACAGGCUUGAAAACAAAAGUCACUUGUAGCAGGGGAUACAGUAGCUUGCUAGCUAGCUAAAGCCAGCUAGGUCAGAUUAACAUAUUAGCAUCGUGCCAGGAUAUAAAUUCAGCGUCCUGCUGACCACAGCUCAGGGUUAGAGACCCCUGAUACAGAGCCAAGCAAUCCCAUUAGUGCUGUUAGCUCCAGACACUUGUCUCAUUUAAUCCACUUCGUCUCAGGAUGCUAAAUAACAUUAGGUACUGAGGAUAGAGACCCUAUCAAUAGCCAUGCUAAUGCUAGCUUUAGAGCGGUCAGCACGCUGCUUUUAGCACCGGAAAUGGGGUCAGCUCUUGUUUCACUUCAGCCAGUAUGAAAUGAUAAAUGAAACUUCAGUUAUUUUAUACGUUAAGGUACCAAACAUUUUAAGAUUUUAAAACUUUUAAACUGGUUGAAUUGAAAGUGUUGUGACCCAGAAUCCUCCUUUAAGACGCUCCCUCCCUCCUGUCUGUCUUUUGCUUUAGCUCUUACUUUAAUCUCCGCUAUGCAUCAGCACUUAAGUGCCUGUCUGUCCUUUUUAUCUGUCCGUCUCUCUGCCCCGUCUUAGCAGCUAGCACUAAUAGAGCUGUCCUAGCAGAAUAUAUUAAGUCUAUUUUUGUGUCUAUUUUUGUCUCUUUUGGCUGUACAGUUCUCAUGAAAUAACUUGUUUAUGUUUUGUUGGGUGUGACAAUGAUCUAUCAGAUGACUUGACUGACAACCAUGGCCCUGAUCGGAGGAGUUUUGGACUGUUUCUCUUUGCCGGUAAUGGAGGACUUUAUUAUCACAGGGCCAUCAGUGCCAAAACACAACAACAAAAAGGACUAAGCUCCGACAGCACCUCAAGAAGCAACUUUCAGCUCUCAAGUCUGGAUGAAUUGCUUUGUUUUGUUUUAAAUAUGUAACCUUUUGUGUUUCCCCCUGUUGUUUUCCUUUUGCAGCGGGGAGAACUGUGACAUAUCUGGCCUCGCAGUCUGCUUAUGUGACUCUUGGAGAUAAAGGUCGUUGUGAGGACUUGCGCACGCUUUAACCUUGAAUUUGCCUACGACUUUGAACAGAGGAUUAAAAAAAAAGAAAUGCAUGAAGAGAGAGCGAGAAAGGCCACCACGAAAAAACAACAAUGUCUAAAUACAUGUGCAUCUUAUGUUGCUCCAAAUUGUACUCAUGUGUUUGUCUGCCUGUCUCGGGAAGUUCAUGAACUCGCUCACUCUGGUCACAUGACUUUCGGGGCCUGGAGCGUAACAAUACAGCUUUAUUAUGAGCAGAUUGGGAUCUGUGGUUGGAAUUGCCUCUAAUAGCAGUUGCUAAUGCAGAAGUGGGAAGAAAAAAAAACACAACAGUUGGACUUCAAACCAGAUUCAGCACAUCAAUCCGAGACUUUCAUCCAGACUUGAAGGCAAACACAUGACGAUCAGUGGAAAUGUUUCUAAUGUGUUCUGGAGAUGUUCUCGUAUUGAAACGCAGCAGUUUUCAGCCGAAUGCUUGACGGUACUUGUAGUUUAGAAAGAGAGCGCACAAAAAGAUUUGCAGUCCUGUAAAAAGCGGACGUUAUCAUCCUGUUGUUUAAAGCCCCCCUCUGAGCUCUGGCCGGACUUUUGAAUGACGGUCUUUUACUUUGUCAAACUGCCUGCAGUCGAGAAGUUUCUUCCUCUGGCUGCCCGUGGCAAAGUGCUUGAUGGCAGUGUUAAUUUUAUUAAUGAAACUCAUUGACCUAAGACGAGACGAGACUGACAUCAUUAAACACAAACUGUGACUGUAUCAACAUGUAAAACAGAAAAAGACUAAAAUGCAGUUUAUAAAAGUAUAAAAUUCACUCAAAUCUCGUUACAUUUGUUGACAACAAAUUGAUAACAAAACACAGAUUUUCAUAUUUCAGUGUAGCUGUUUGUGUCCUGUGCUGUGUGUGCCAUAUCAAGACUACACCAGCAGCAUAAGAGCGCCCUAAGAACUUGGUAUUUUACUUUAUUACUUUAUUUAUUUAUUUUUUUUUUUUUCAGACCAGUGUGGUCCAUACAGACACAAAUAAAAAACCAGACAGAGAAACAAUCACGACAAUGAAAACAGUAAAAAAAUUCAUAAGCUACAAUAGCUAAAACACAUACAAACAUUUACUCCAGUGCUUCCAGAAACAGGAAGAAUAUCUAGUGUCACUCCAUGCAGGCUCAACCAGGACCUGGAUAACUUUGUUAUCUGAGUCAGAUAGUUUACAGAUAAAUUUAAACAUAAAAUUCCUCAACAAUGCAUAAAAAGUGGGAACAUUACUGCUCACGGGAACUGCCCAUUGGUUUGACAUCCCAUUGUUCCAACCAUAUUAAACCCAUUGUUCCGAAGUCCGUUCCGAAAUCAUCAUGAUGCCCUGUGGUUAAGGUCUGGUUAGGUUUAGGCACAACGGGACUUCGGAACAAUGGGUUUAAUAUGGUUGGAACAAUGGGAUGUCGGACCAAUGGGCAGUUCCCAUCAUCAGCAUACAUCAGAUGGUUGAUGAGACUCUCCCCUACCAUACAUCCAGUCUUAUAUGCUUUUACCUCUUUAGAAAGAUCGUCCAUAUAUAAAUUAAAAAGAACAGGUGAAAGUAUUCCGCCCUGUCAAACGCCAUUGGUCACCGGGAAUGAUGCCGAUGUGGUUCUACCCCAUUUGACCCGCAUCGUUUGAUGUAAAUACCAAAAAUGCAAGAUCCUUAUCAGAUAUGGGGGGACCCCUCGCUCUUGCAAUUUAAAAAUUUUUUUACAAUGAUUGACACGGUUAAAUGCUUUAGAUACAUCCAGAAAACACAUAAACACUGGAGUGUUAUGUCUACUAUACUUACUAACAACCGCCUUCAGAGCAUAUAUACACAAAUCUGUGCUGUGUUUAUUUUUAAAACCAAAUUGGUUAUCAGUAGUUAUUAAGUAUGCUUGAAGCCUAUCUAAAAGAAUCCGUUCUAAUACUUUGGACAGUAUGCUAGCCAAGGCAAUUGGUCUGUAAUUUUCUAUGCUAGAUAUCUUACAUGUUUUGUCUUUAAGUAUCGGCAAUAACAAGACAGACAGCAUAGAGUCAGGUAAUAUGCCGUUAGAUACAGACACUGACGGCACUUAAUUUCGUCUGUAUUUGUGCACGUUUUCUCAGAGCUUUCAGGUACAGAAGAAACGGAGCAGUACCACUGCAGAUCGUGGGGGCAGUGUAGUAGAGAGGUAGAUCACCAGUUUCAUUACGAUACGACAUUAUAUCGAUUCUACAGUGAGAUGCCUGUCCGGGCAGGUACGUCCUAUUUUAUCUCGUAACAGCAUCGUUUACAUACGGCAUGUGCUCUGUCUGUUGACCUGUAUUUUCUCCGAAAUCCAAAAUAUUUGCACACUGCUGAUUUAUUCCCGAGUGAAUAACAUUAUCGUAAUCGCUUUUUGACGGCGACACAGACUUUCAAAAUAAAGGCGUAUCCUAAAGAUGUUUUCAUUUUGCAUCAAUGAUUCGGGAGUGUUGAUCAUUGAAUUGACAUAUCGAUCCAUGUCGAUGGAACAUGAACGCAGAACAUGAUUUGAAAAAAAAUGUCCGUCCACAUGUAUUUCGCCGUAUAUGUUUUUAUUGUUUAAAGGUUCAAUAUGACGACCGUUGCCAUUGUUUGUUGUUUUCGAAAAGCGCCAUCUAGUGGGUGUAUCUAUGCUAACAUAGUCUCUAUAUACAUCUAUAGGCAAACCCCGGAGAUCUUGCCUCCGGGAGAAGAGAGG
Molecule: messenger RNA, 10370 nt
Organism: Epinephelus lanceolatus (giant grouper)
Lineage: Eukaryota; Metazoa; Chordata; Actinopteri; Perciformes; Serranidae
Product: insulin receptor substrate 1-B
Biological process (GO): insulin receptor signaling pathway
Cellular component (GO): plasma membrane; cytosol
Molecular function (GO): insulin receptor binding; phosphatidylinositol 3-kinase binding
Source: RefSeq, a predicted model, not a curated record